This is a messenger RNA of Plasmopara halstedii, 4023 nucleotides long. RefSeq lists its product as uncharacterized. Bases 1 to 4023 code for a protein of 1340 amino acids. Lineage: Eukaryota; Oomycota; Peronosporomycetes; Peronosporales; Peronosporaceae. The record is from RefSeq and is a predicted model, not a curated record. The transcript has a single exon.
AUGGCACAUGACGGCAGCAACCUGUUCCAGAUCCGGCGCAUCUUUGGCUUUUCGUCUUCCGCCGUGCCGUCAGGUGAUUCAGUCUCAGCGCUUAAUAUCGCUGCGAUGGCCGUGCAUACAUCAGAAACGAAUCAAUUAUUAGCACUCGCCAUAGUUGAGGAAGUUCCUGAGCCUAUGCCUCACGCGAAAGGCGACAGUGCCUUGGCAUCUAAGGUUCCUGCGGACGCAAAAACCAACUUUUUAUUGGUUCGGACAAUUGAAGAAGAUCGACGCACUCGCUUCUGGCGAUUUCCAGUGUGUUCCACACCUAAGCAGCAGAAAGCAGGCAAGGCGGAGCGACUUUUUGCCUUGGAGUUCAGUCCUGAGGGUGAUUGGCUCGCUGCGUUGUCUCAGCGCAAGAACCGGCUACACUUGGUUCCAGUACUUACGCUCAUAGCUAACCAGCGACGUGCUAUGCUGGACGCGUCAUAUCAGCCAACGUCGCACCAUCGUGAGCUUAUGAAUGUGAAUCCGGCGGCGAUGACGACGCAAAUGGCAUCGUAUUUACGCGCUACCAAUGAGUUUGGCGGGCUUAAUGGAGCUCGUUAUCAUUCACGAGUAGCAGGAGAUGAUGAGCAGAUGAGUACGCUCGAGUUUGCACCGGGAAUCGGUCGAAUUAUGUGUGUCAGGUGGUGGAGAUCGCUCAACGGCAAAAAUUAUUGUCUAGUAGGAGGAACUGAAAGCUUGAUAUCAAUUGUUAAUGUUGAAGAGAAUGCAGAGGAAUGCAGAUGUGAGCUUGUGAAUGCAGGAACAAUUCUAAGCAUUGAAUUAAUGCAGGAGAAUUUUAAGAAGGAGCGCCGAACGUCUAUGUUAGUAAAAAGCGCGACAAAUGGUAUUGAUGAAAAGGAAAAGAAAGCUGGGAAGGCGGGAAUAAAGUACUAUCGAGUAGUUUUAGAAAAAAAGUUUCAAUCACCAAAGAAGGCAGAUACGAAUGACGAAAAGAAAUUUUUGAGUUCAACACUUAAAGUUGAGACAACGAGUGGGCAAGCCUCAUCUUCGAGCGAGACAAAUUUUAAGACGACAGGUAAUAGCGGAGGGUCGGUGAGCUCGCUAGGUCAGUCAAGAGCGCCUAAUUUUGUUAUCAAGACGUUUCCGCAGCACUUUUUGGAGGAGAUGGAUUUUCGUCCUCAACGUGUCAAAAAAAACUUACCACAUGUGAAUCUGUACCCAAUUAACGGAGUUCUGAGUUCCGAGUCAUCACUGGCGUUAUAUGAUUGCAAGCAACAAAAAGUGAGCAUUUAUUCAAACUUUCAUUGGAGAGUCAAAGGUGAGUUUGAGGUUCCUGACCUUCGACCAGUGUUGCUCGCAGAUAUAAAGGAGCAUCGUUAUAGUCAAAGCAAUGUAAGUCACCCACAGGUGGAAAUGAAGGCUGUUGAGGAUGACGACGAAGUUGUGGAUGUGGACUUGACGCACUGCUCGAUGGAUUUAAUGUUGCUCCAAGGACGUAUGUCAAAGUCGAGCAAGUCGGUCUCAACAUGGGUCUCCCUUCCAUCAAACCAAGGAACGGACGAAAAUUUUGCUCGUGCACACAUUGUACAUUAUUUAUCAUUGCAUGGCAACGAAAGAGUCGAGCGCGUGGUCCAAAGCACAGCACAUAAUUGCCAAAUAUUGAGUCAAGGAGGUGCGAGCGGUGCAAUAGGCGGCAAUCACUCAAGUGACGCAGAAAUCAUAUACAUUCUCCAAACAAAACACCAUGUGUAUGAAUGUCGACCACAAUGGUCCCGUUUGACGCUCUUCAAGGCUCUGUGUGCUCGCAAGAUCACGCUUCGUGAUGCCUUAUCAAUUGGUUACGCACUUCAUAUUGACAUGGCAUCACUCUGUCAAGUAGUUGCUGAUACUUUGCAUACCAGCGUACUUGACGGUAGAACAAAUGCAAAUGAUCAAUUAAUUGAGUGGGUUUGCGAGCUUCUUAAAGUUUCCCGCGUUGUUCCGUCUGAUGCUGUCGAGCAGCUGACUGCGAUGGGUGGGGUGCAGUGUGCAAUUGAUUAUGCCCAGAACGUGCUUGCAAAACCUUCCAGCAAUGCUAGACACGAUGAAUCCGAGCGACAGCAGGUAGCCUUUUUGCUAUUCAAGUUGGUUCUUCAGCAGCAGCUACAAGUAGAUCCGUCAGAUAAUUCGGAAACAGAUCAACCUCGCUGUUCUCAAAAAAGCCAGAGUCUAGCGCGAGAAGCGUGGCUCGUGAAUUUCUUAAAGACCAAUGACGAUUACAUAACAUCCGAAAUUAUGGAUCUCUGUCUUUCCCAGCAGAACAUAGAUAAGGCGAUCCUUGUAGCAAUUGAACGGGAUGAGGUACCUCAAGUGAUUGACAAGAUUGUAAGGAAUGGGUUAACUGCGGGAGUAUCCGAGAAAAUGGUGCGUUUGUUGAUAAGAUCGGGUCACAGUUUUGCACUUACUUCACCCGCCAGUCGCUUGAUACUACGGUCAUGUCCGAUCCAACUUCAAGUAGAAGUUCUCUUGGCGUACCCACCUGCAAUUGUUCAGCAACGAGACUGGCUGUUGCGUAAUUUAGCUGCAGUUACACCAGAGCUUUGCCGUCAGCUCGCUGGCAAGAUUGAUCCUACUCAGCCGGACAGAGACGCGUAUACACUUUCUGCAACAAAAGAGGAAAGGUCAUCAGCAAGACCAAAGAUGCAAUCUGACGUAUCGACGUCUGAAGUGAUAAAAGCAGCACCAGAGGAUCAAGUGGAGCUUUAUCUCACUCUCCUGCUGCAUUUGAAUAGUACAGCAUGUCAAUUUCAGGAACAAAACGCUCAAUUGGAAGCAGAAAGUGAAAACAGGUUUUCUCAAGCAAGGCUGGAGUUGCUAAUGAAGAGCUUGGCAACGCAAUAUCGGCCACCUAUCAUGGUGUCUCGGUGUGUUGAUUACGACAACUGGACCGCGGCAGCCUGCAUUUAUGAAGCUCACGGUGAAUUAGUAGAAGCACUCGAAUGUCGCUUACGUUCACAAUCACCGCAAAAAGUACAAACCUUGAAAACCACGCAGUCAUGUACGACACCUCAGCAAUACAAACGAUGUCCCCAAGAGCAAAUGCGCGGGGAAUUAUUGGAGCUACUGGAUUCACUGGUCGUGCAACGUCACACCUCCAGUAUGGAUUCCGACCAAAUACGCGCAGCCAUUCUCGCUCGAAUUCUUGUCAAAUGGUUCGACUAUGGCCUGGAGCGCAUUGCGCUGGAAGAAUUUCUGUGUGAUCCGAAUGUCUUUCAGCACGUAUCGUCAUUACUGGCUCAGAUUUUUUUCUCUGAUAUAGUAAAUUCUAUUUCAUCAGUGGGACUAGCAGCAAAAUUUACAGUAAAUGGAUGCUCAUAUUUCGAUGAUCGCGACCUGGAAUGGGUGCACAAGUGCCAGCAGCUAUCUUUCUCGGGCCAAUUUAUCUUCCGCGUUUGUGUAUCAUUUCUUGAAAAUGGUAACGACGAGUCCAGAAUAUUGGAUACACAGAGCUCGGAGCCGUCGCCUUUGAAGUUGCUGGAGCUCGUCACAAACAACAUCAUUGAAAAUGAUUUAUCGCAUCGUAAGGUAUCUAUAACUCCCCAUUCGGCCCAAGCUCUUGGCAAGACCGACCCACUCGAGACUCACGUUAAGGUUUUUACGUGCAGUCAUUUGUUUCCAAAGCGUGUGUUUGAAGAGGAGGUGGUGCCAGAAUUCGAAAAGCGCAUGAAUGCGCUACCCAUGCCUCUCUUUGCAACCAAACAAGCGUUUAUCCGCGAAUUCAAGCGAGGUUCGAGUGAGACGCCAUGUCCAGUGUGCAGCUUUAACAAAAUCAGUCAGGUCGUCUUCCAGCACUUCAAGACAAAACACGGCGCUGCCGGACAUAAGUCCCCGAUUCGGUCAAUACACCGUCAGCAGCAGAAUAACAAGGUGCAGUAUUACUAUCUACAUCAAAAGACCGGCGAUCGUCUUGGCGGAGCUACCAAAGUGCUGCCGUUAAACAACGAAAUUUGGGAAUGGAGUUACGUUGAGGGUUAUCAAAAGUCACGUGAUUCAUGA